AUGUCAGGAGUAAGGGCAACCACGUAUGCUGAGGUACUAGAAAAAGCCCUAGAAGCUGAGUUGUGUGAAAGUCGUAUACAGAAAGACAAUACAGCAAGGUGGGAGGCCAGAAAGGCCAGUAAUGGAGGUGGUGAUAACAAAAGAAAACUGCCAAGUAACCAACACAACGAAGCCGACAAGAGAAACAAGAUAGGGUCCAAUAACUACAAAGGGAAGAAGCCAUAUGUGGAGUACCCCCUAUGCCCAACAUGUGGUCGUAAGCAUCCGGGAGAAUGUCGACUGAAAGGCAAGACUUGUUACAAGUGUGGGCAACCAGGCCACUAUAAGAAGGACUGUCCACAAAAGGGUGAUCAACUCAAGGAUGACAAACUUGUCCCAGCUCGAGUAUUUGCACUAACCAGAGGGGAGGCUGAGACUAGUAACACUGUGGUUGCAGAUAAGUAAGCCUGUAAGCUUUCGGUGACAAGUUGAGUCUGGGCAGCAUGGGGUGUAUCUCGUGUGAUCAUGUAACUGCGUGUGGUCUUGGCCAUCUUCCGCUGAAAGUUUUUUUUUUAAUUUAUUAAACUUAUCGAGGAUGUUGUCGUUUAAAUUUUCUAUUACUUUUCCCUAAGUGGUAAUACUUUAUUUUCAACUGGGUACCCAUGUUUUGAAAAGUGUU
Messenger RNA from Cannabis sativa, 658 nucleotides. RefSeq lists its product as uncharacterized. Gene Ontology annotation, molecular function: nucleic acid binding; zinc ion binding. The record is from RefSeq and is a predicted model, not a curated record. The transcript has 2 exons. Lineage: Eukaryota; Viridiplantae; Streptophyta; Magnoliopsida; Rosales; Cannabaceae. Bases 1 to 444 code for a protein of 147 amino acids.